Molecule: messenger RNA, 3627 nt
Organism: Dendrobium catenatum
Lineage: Eukaryota; Viridiplantae; Streptophyta; Magnoliopsida; Asparagales; Orchidaceae
Product: G-type lectin S-receptor-like serine/threonine-protein kinase At5g24080
Exons: 6
Coding region: 1005-3476 (823 amino acids)
Biological process (GO): protein phosphorylation
Molecular function (GO): protein serine/threonine kinase activity; ATP binding
Source: RefSeq, a predicted model, not a curated record
GAGGUGGUAAGAGGGAGGGAAGGAGGGUUUCAGGGCCGAUUAUGAUAGUUUUGGGACUAUAUGGUCGAUUUAUUCAAAUCAUCGACUGAUAAAAUGCCAUUGAUUAGUAAAAUUAUCAUAGAUCUGAUGCCAAAAUUCACAAAAUCUGAUAAAUAAUCCGCUGUAAUCUUCGUUGUUCAUAGUACAAAUUCCGCCUGCAAAAUUCGUCAGCUUGUUUUCGAUUUUUCCGCAAUUUCACGUUUCUUGGCAUUUUCUUGUUCUAACUUUCUUAUAUGAACAAAUCAACACUCCCAAAUAAAAUUGCAUGUAUCUCUCGUGCUAGUUUAAUUGCUCUACCAAAAUGAAGUGAACGGUAAUCCGGUUCUUCAUAUGAACUGUAGGUGUACUCAUUUUUUCCACUAUGAAUAUCUCAAUCAUAUACUCUCCCUUCUUCUUUUUUUCUCUCAUCUCUCUUUUAUUGUUUACCAAAGUGAAUUUUGCUUAAAUCCCUUUGAAUAUUUAUUCCGACCAGUCUGAUGAUUUUUUCUCCUUUACUAUCUGUCUAUUCAAAAAUUUGUUUUUUAUUUUUUUGGUGAGAUUUGGCGAUUGCUCUAUGAUGAUAUGUCAUAUAGAAUUAAGUUGAUUGAUCUGAUUUCGUUGAAAGGUCCAAGAAAUAAAUAUAAUCAAUUUGAUAAUGUAUUUUCUUAUAUAAAGUUUGCAAGAGAAUAGGCCAACAUUUCCAACAAAUUAAGUAAUCCAUUGACUUUCCAUUCUUUGCUCAUGAGUUGCGUUGGCAAAAUCCUGUCAAACCGAUCCACAGCCGAACAAUUAAAGGAUUUCUUGAUGUUUGAAAUUUUUUCCAUGGUAGCUUACCUACCAGAGUACACUUGUAAGCUUCUCUUUCACUCUCUCCUAACCCUCUCUCUUUCUGUCCUCUCUCCAAUUAUUCACCAAUCUGACUCAUAGCUUAUAUUUUCAAAACAACAGAUCAGCCUCCAAGUGUUGCUUAUGCUUAGUUGACAGAAAUGGCUUCUUCAUCCUUCAGCAAAGUCCUGCUAAUUCUAACUCUUCUGAAUCUCUCUGCAACUUUAGCUGAAAGGAUACUAUUAGGUUCAGAGCUUUCAGCAAGUUCAAACCAAUCAUGGAUAUCUGAUAAUGGAACCUUUGCUUUUGGCUUUGCUUCCUUGACUUCAGAUGAUAAUCUCCUUCUUGCAAUUUGGUAUGCUGGUCUUCCAGGUGAUCAGACCGUUGUAUGGUCUCCUAACAGAGAAUCUCUGGUAGGGAAGGAUGCAACAGUAAAGCUGGAUCAAACUGGAAACCUGCAACUUUUUGACAGAAACAAAUUGAUCUGGGGCUCAAACACUAGUAAUCAUGGCAUCGAAUUUGCCUAUCUGUCUGAUUCAGGCAACUUCCUUCUCUGUAUCAACGAAAAUCAGUCAGCAUGGGAGAGCUUCUGGCAUCCAUCUGAUACCCUCCUUCCUGGCCAGCAACUGACUGCUUCACUUGAAUUGACAUCAAAGAAGUCUCUAUUAGGCUACUAUUCCCUCAAAAUGCUUCAGCAGCACACAUCACUUAGUCUUGCGUUAGAUUACAUUCCAUUACCUGAAUCCCAGACCAAUUACUCCUACUGGUCCAGCCCCCAGAUCUCCAAUGCAACUGGAGAAGUUGUAGCCAUGCUUGAUAAUUUUGGUAACUUCGCAAUCAUGUAUGGAAAAUCAGCAGCUGGUGCAGUAUAUGUGCAUAAGAAUGAUUCUAGUAGUUCAUCUGCGCUACGACGAAUCUCAAUUGGUAUGGAUGGAAACUUGCAUCUUUAUCAAUGGAACAGUAGCAACAUAUGGGUGAGUCUGUGGGCGGCGGUGUCGAAUCCCUGCCAAGUUGCAGGAAUCUGUGGUGAUAAUAUAUGUAUUUUGAAUGGAACCAACAACUCAGGAGCAAGCUGUAAGAAUUUGCCAGAAUUACAGCCACAUUCACAAGAUUGUAAUGCAAAGAGGAAAAUGGAGAUGAUUCCACAAACCAAUUACUACUUUUCUGGAUCUUCGACGAUUGCAAAUUACACUGGUUUGUCGACAAGUUCUGAAUGUGGGGAUCACUGCCUAUCAGACUGUGAGUGUGUUGCUUCAGUUUAUGGGAUUGUAGAUGAGGAGGCUUACUGCUGGACUCUGAAUAGUAUGUUGUUUGGGGGUUUGCAGGAUCCAAGUUCCACACUUUACAUGAAGGUUGGAGAAAAUCAAACAUCAGGUGAAUCCGGACAGAAUGGAGGGAGAUCAAAUGAGUCCUCAAGUUCCUCAAGCCAUCACUAUGAGAUCAUUAUUCCGUUGUUGUUCUGUUUCUUUGCUCUCAUAUUGCUACUGGUCUUGUUGUUGGGAUUCAGCAUCAAGAGAAGGAAGAAACUUCAACAGAGAUUAUGCAGUUCUCUAAGCCUGCCAGGAGCUCCUGUGUAUUUCAGCUUUCAUGAUCUCCAGAUGGCAACUAAUAAUUUCUCUCGAUUGUUGGGAACAGGAGGAUUUGGAAGUGUGUAUAAGGGAACCCUUAGGGAUGGGACGCUGGUAGCUGUGAAGAAGCUUGAAAGGAUGCUGCCUCAUGGUGAAAGGGAGUUUGUAACUGAAGUAAGUACCAUAGGUGCCAUGCAUCACAUGAACUUGGUCAAUCUUUGUGGAUUCUGCUCUGAGAGAUCUCAUCGACUCCUUGUAUACGAGUACAUGAGCAAUGGCUCACUAGACAAAUGGAUCUUUCUUUCAAGCAACCAUCAAAGCAGAAUCCUGGAAUGGAAAACUCGCUUUCAAAUAUCCACCUCCAUUGCUCAAGGAAUCGCCUACUUCCAUGAACAGUGCAAGAACAGAAUCAUUCACUGCGACAUCAAGCCUGAGAACAUACUCUUGGAUGAGAAUUUCUGUCCAAAAGUUUCAGAUUUUGGGCUGGCAAAGCUUAUGAGCAGAGAACAUUCUCAUGUGAUCACCAUGGUUAGAGGUACAAGAGGGUACUUAGCUCCUGAGUGGAUAAGCAAUCGGCCUAUCACUGUUAAGGCUGAUGUUUAUAGCUAUGGAGUGCUUCUGCUUGAGAUCAUUGGAGGUAGGAGGAAUCUUGAUAUGUCUCUUGAUGCAGAAGAGUUUUUCUAUCCAAGCUUUGCUUUCAAGGAAAUGACAAAUGGGACGCCAAUGAGAGCAGCAGACAAGAGACUGAAGGGCAACAUAGAGCAAGAAGAGCUACUAAGAGCUCUACGUGCAGCCUUUUGGUGCAUUCAGGAUGAAGCAAUGGUGAGGCCAUCAAUGGGAGAAGUGGUGAAAAUGUUGGAAGGUUCAGUGGACAUAAACGAGCCACCGAUGCCUCAAGCUGUGCUGGAAUUCGUCGAAGAAGGGCUUCACACAGUGUACAAUGCCAUGAAGAGAGGCUUUCUUUAUGAAGAUCUCACUUCUUCAGCACUGACUUCUUCCUCGGUUGUUCAGAGCCGGGGGCUCUCGCAGGCGACCUGUAGCAAUUCAACCAUGUCGCCAAGGUAAGGGUUGGUAGAGAGAUUAAUGGAGUUUGUCUCUUGAAAUGAACUGAACUGGUUUGUUCGAUUAGGUGUUUUGUGGUUUUUGGUUUUUGGUUGGGUUGACAUUGAUUGGAUUUUUUUUGAAGAAGGAAUGAAUCAGGAAAAAGAUUAGGUUA